AUGGUCUCCACUACUAUCAACUUCUCCGGCCUCAUGUGCCUCGUUCUUGCUCUCGGCCCCGCCAACGUCCUCUCCGCUCCCCAGCUGCCCGGUCUCCCAUUCCCCGAGAUCAGCAACCACGGUCCCGAGACAACCAGCGACGGCCUAGGCAACAGCGAGACCUCCGCCGGCAGUGGCAUGAGCGCCAGCAUCCCAGGUGGUCCUUAUGCGAAUCUCGGCGCCGGAUUCCACGACGUCCACCGUGGCCCCUGCGGCCCUGACUCAGGCGAUGACUGGAGUGCCGGCGCCGGUAUGUCCGCUGGUAUCCCCGGUGGCCCUAGUGCCAGCCUCGGCAACGGCGUGCACCACCACGAAGAUGGCUACCCUUGCCCUGAGCCUCCUGCCCCUGUUGUCGUGCCCGUCACCACUGUCAACCCUCCCGCUGUUGUUGUUGUGCCCACUACCACCGUCAACCCUCCUACCGAGUUUGUUGCUCCUACCACUGAGCCUGUUGCGCCUACUUGGACUGCCAUCACUGCCAUCCUCCCUCCCACCUUCACCACCCCCAUCUCUGCCCCUCUCACCACCGCCCCGGCCGCAUGGGCACCCGCCGUCCCCAGCAUGCACUCCACCCCUCUGAUCCACCACGCCGCACCCACCGCAUCGGCCUCGCCUUCCGCUGUGCCUUCCCCCGUGUUCAACGCCGGCUCAUCUCUGGUUCCUGGAUCCGUCCUCGCAUUGGCUCUUCCCGUCAUCCUGGCUUUCUUCCAGUAA
Messenger RNA from Penicillium concentricum, 753 nucleotides. Its product is annotated as putative cell wall protein. The record is from RefSeq and is a predicted model, not a curated record. NCBI's taxonomy places the organism in Eukaryota, Fungi, Ascomycota, Eurotiomycetes, Eurotiales, Aspergillaceae. Bases 1 to 753 code for a protein of 250 amino acids. The transcript has a single exon.